Setaria italica (foxtail millet) is the source of this 3357-nucleotide messenger RNA. Its product is annotated as kinesin-like protein KIN-UB. Bases 202 to 2919 code for a protein of 905 amino acids. The record is from RefSeq and is a predicted model, not a curated record. The transcript is spliced from 19 exons. Gene Ontology annotation, biological process: microtubule-based movement. NCBI's taxonomy places the organism in Eukaryota, Viridiplantae, Streptophyta, Magnoliopsida, Poales, Poaceae. Gene Ontology annotation, molecular function: microtubule motor activity; ATP binding; microtubule binding.
CCCCUCCCAAACUCUCUCUCGGUGUCGGGGGGCCCGGCGGCGCCCUCCUCCCCUCUCCCCGCAUUUAUUCCUCGGCGUCCCUGGCCUCCUCCCCCCUCACGUCCCCCUCGUGAAUCGUGAUCUCGCCGUCUCGCUCGCACACACUCUCUCUCCCACCGCACGAGCCCCCCGUGUGGUGUGGUGGGAGCGGGCGGGCGCUAAAUGGCGAGCAGCGGGGUGAGGAACGGGGGGCCCAGGAUGAGCACGAAGCUGGACCGGGGGCAGGGCGCCGGCGCGACGCCCAAGGCGGCGGCGGGGAAGCAGCGCCUCUCCUCGGCGGCGGCGGGCGGCGCGUACCGGCGGACCAGCUCCGGGCCGCUCCCCGCGGCGGGCGGGCGCGCGUCGUCGGACGGAGUUUCUAGUAGAGUAAGAGUUGCUGUGAGGCUUAGGCCUAGGAAUGCUGAAGAGUUGGCGGCAGAUGCGGAUUUCGGUGACUGUGUUGAACUUCAGCCAGAGCUCAAAAGGUUAAAGCUUCGUAAAAACAAUUGGGAGUCGGAAACAUAUGAAUUCGAUGAAUUGCUCACGGAGUUUUCUUCACAAAAGAGAGUGUAUGAAGUUGUUGCAAAACCAGUUGUGGAGAGUGUUAUGGAGGGAUAUAAUGGUACAGUUAUGGCAUAUGGCCAGACUGGUACUGGGAAGACUUUUACGUUGGGAAGACUUGGUGAAGAAGAUACUGCUGCUAGGGGAAUUAUGGUUCGUGCAAUGGAGGAUAUUCUAGCAGAUAUAACACCUGAAACUGAUUCUGUUUCAGUAUCAUAUCUACAGUUGUACAUGGAAAUGAUACAAGACCUCCUUGAUCCUGUAAAUGACAAUAUAGCCAUUGUAGAAGACCCAAGGACUGGAGAUGUUUCACUGCCUGGAGCCACGGUAGUUGAAGUUAGAGAUCAGAAAAGCUUUGUGGACCUUCUAAGGGUUGGUGAGGCCCAUCGCGUUGCUGCAAACACGAAGUUAAACACAGAGUCAUCUCGAAGUCACGCGAUCCUCAUGGUAAAUGUCAGAAGGUCUGUAAAAGGUAGAACUGAAAUGGAUGUCAGCAUUUCUGGUGAAAAUGGCCAUUCAUCGUCCAUGAUGGGGUCUUUACGACCACCUGUUAUUAGGAAAAGUAAGCUUGUAGUUGUAGACUUGGCUGGAUCAGAGCGCAUAGACAAGUCAGGAAGUGAGGGUCAUACAUUAGAAGAGGCAAAGUCUAUCAACUUGUCCUUAAGUGCUCUAGGGAAAUGCAUCAAUGCACUUGCUGAAAACAGUCCUCAUGUACCUGUUCGUGAUUCUAAGCUUACUAGACUGCUUAAAGAUUCAUUUGGAGGUACUGCAAGAACAUCAUUGGUUGUGACAAUUGGUCCAUCUCCCAGACAUCGGGGGGAAACUACCAGUACAAUAAUGUUUGGACAAAGGGCAAUGAAAGUUGAGAACAUGGUGAAAUUGAAGGAAGAGUUCGAUUACAAAAGCUUGUGCAGGAGACUUGAUAUUGAAUUGGAUAAGUUAAUAGCAGAAAAUGAAAGGCAGAGGAAAUAUUUUGAUGAUGAAGUUGAAAGAAUAAGAGCUGAAGCUCAAUGUCGUAUUGCUGAGGCUGAAAGAGAGUGCAAAAUCAUGUUAGAGAAUGAGAAAAUGAAGUACCAUCAAGAAUACUUAGACUCAAUAAAAAUACUGGAGGAGAAGUGGAAAAUACAUCAACAAUCACCCAAGAAACAAAUUAAAGAGGCUGAGUCCACAUCCAGUGACGUUGGGGAAGUGCAAAAUUUACUGCAGAAUGAGAAAAUGCUCCGCCAAUCUGCUGAAGACGAGGCCAGUGACCUCAAGAAUCAAGUGUCACACUGGAAAAAGCUGGAGGCUACAGCUACAGCUGAGGUAGUAAAACUCCGGAAAAUGCUAGAUACUGAAGCUAGCCAGAAAGAGAAACUUGAAGAAGAAAUUGGUGUUUUGAGAAGUCAGUUAUUGCAGAUGAGUAUGGAAGCCGAUGAGACAAGGAGGAGUCUUGAUAAAGGAGACGGGCCAGGAAAAAUAUUUCCUGGUUUAGAUUCAUUGGUGUCUCAGACUCGAGGUUCACAACCCAGAGAGCAAAGCAAUGGACCUAAGCAGCCGAUUGCCAAACUCUUUGAACAAGUUGGGUUACAGAAGAUAUUGUCGUUGCUCGAAUCUGAAGAACCUGAUGUUCGUGUUCAUGCAGUGAAAGUUGUUGCAAAUCUGGCUGCUGAAGAGGCAAAUCAGGAAAAGAUUGUAGAAGCAGGUGGCCUUACUUCCCUCCUUGUGCUACUUAGGAGCUCUGAGGAUGAGACAAUUCGCAGAGUAGCAGCAGGAGCAAUUGCUAAUCUUGCAAUGAAUGAGACAAAUCAAGACCUUAUCAUGGCGCAAGGAGGUGUAACCUUGUUGUCUAUGACAGCAUCUGAUGCAGAGGAUCCACAAACUCUAAGAAUGGUUGCUGGAGCAAUUGCUAACCUUUGUGGCAACGACAAACUGCAAACUCGGUUGAGGGGAGAAGGUGGAAUUAAAGCAUUGCUUGGAAUGGUUAGGUGUGGGCACCCUGAUGUCCUUGCACAAGUUGCACGUGGCAUUGCAAAUUUUGCAAAAUGUGAAUCUAGAGCAGCCACUCAAGGAAAUAAGGUGGGAAAAUCAUUAUUAAUUGAUGAUGGAGCACUUCCUUGGAUUGUAAAAAAUGCCAAUAACGAAGCCGCUCCAAUUAGGCGCCACAUUGAACUUGCACUUUGCCAUUUGGCACAACAUGAAGUAAAUUCAAAAGACAUUAUCAGUGAAGGUGCCUUAUGGGAACUUGUUCGAAUCUCAAGGGAUUGUUCUCGAGAAGAUAUAAGGAUGUUGGCACAUCGGACAUUGACAUCCAGCCCCACUCUUCAAGCAGAGAUGAGAAGAUUGGGAAUAAAAAUGUGAUAACAGAACAAAGUGCAGCUGGGUCUCACACGCUAUGAAGUUACAUUUCUCGUGCACAUAGGAGGUGAUGCCAUUGUGCUCAAUGCUGGUAAUCAAGUGCAUCAUCCCUUGGCUUACCCAAUUUUUGCAGGCGUAAAACACGGCACCAGACUGACUAAUCAGGAGAGGCAUUGUGAUCUUGUACCAUCUUCUCCUCGAGAGUUUACUUUUCUUGUUUUGAGGUGGCAGUUGAAAAUCUUGAUAGCAAUUCAUUUAUUUGAAUCCUAGCAUAUGAGGUUACCUCCUUAUGUAGUGUUUGUAAAAUUAUUGCUGUAAAAAUAUCAAGGCCAAAAGAAGCGGGUUCAGUGUUUGGGUGAGCGAGCUUGCAGAUAAGAACAUUUGGCUGUGAAGUAUACCUGUAUUUAUCAUUGUAUAGUUGCUGAUCCCUUUGAGGUUUAA